Molecule: messenger RNA, 1200 nt
Organism: Oppia nitens
Lineage: Eukaryota; Metazoa; Arthropoda; Arachnida; Sarcoptiformes; Oppiidae
Product: collagen alpha-1(VI) chain-like
Exons: 5
Coding region: 1-1200 (399 amino acids)
Source: RefSeq, a predicted model, not a curated record
AUGAUAAUAAUUGUAUUACUAAGUGAUCAUGGUGAUUUCUACAGAAAUUAUCCAGCUGUUUUAUGGAAACAGGAAAAUGAAAAAUAUGAAAAAGCUUACGAAAAACGUGUUCAACAAUUUGGUGAUCAAGGUUGUGACCGAAAACGUAAACAAUUUAAAUGUCCGAACAGUCAAUGGUGUUGUCGACUGAAUACAUUCGCUAACCAUUAUAGUUCGGAUAACUGUCCCGAUGGUCAACACUCAUGUGGUGAACAAUGUUGCGAUAAACAACAAGAUUAUUAUUGUCGUAGUCCUAGUUAUGGACAUGAAAUUAGUGAAAAUUAUGGAUACUAUUGUAAAUAUGAAGGACCAGAUACAACAACAUUAGCCAAUAAUGAAAAUGCAGUUCAAGAAGGAAAUACAGGUCAAAAUGGAAAUGCAGGUUGUGGUCGAAAACAAUAUAAAUGUCCAAAUAGUCAAUGGUGUUGUCGACUAUCAUUUGGAAUUCAUUACGCUGAUAACUGUCCCGAUGGCCAACACCAAUGUAUAGAACAAUGUUGCGAUAAACAAAUGCAUUACUAUUGUCGUAGAAAUAGUGAAUCUAGUGAUAAUAAUGGAUACUAUUGUAGAUAUGAAGGACCAGAUACUACAACAACUCCAACUAUUGACGAAAAUGAAGAUAGAAAAGGAAAAGCAGGUCAAGAAAGAAUUUGGCGUCAAAAAGGAAUUUUACGUAAAGAAGGAACUGGAGGUCACGAAGGAAUUGGAGGUCAAGAUGGCAGUACUGGUAAAGAAGAAAGUACAGGUCAAGAAGAAAGUUCAGGUCAAGAAGGAAGUACAGGUCAAGAAGGAAAUGCAGGUCAAGAAGGAAAUGCAGGUCAAGAAGAAAAUACAGGUCAAGAAGUAAAUGCAGGUCAAGAAGGAAAUACAGGUCAAGAAGGAAAUGCAGGUCAAGAAGGAAAUGCAGGUCAAGAAGGAAAUGGAGGUCAAGAUGAAAAUACAGGUCAAGAAGGAAAUGCAGGUCAAGAAGGAAAUAUAGGUCAAGAAGGAAAUGCAGGUCAAGAAGGAAAUGCAGGUCAAGAAGGAAAUGGAGGUCAAGAUGAAAAUACAGGUCAAGAAGGAAAUGCAGGUCAAGAAGGAAAUAUAGGUCAAGAAGGAAAUACAGGUCAAGAAGGAAAUACAAGUCAAGAGGGAAAUACAGGUCAAGAAGGAAAUGUUUAA